UUGUGGAACUUUGAGCAACCGUUUCGAGUGUGGACGUGUUGAUCAAUAUCAAUAGACCACAACAAAGAUGGCCGAAUAUCUUGCAUCGAUUUUUGGAACAGAAAAGGACAAAGUCAACUGCUCAUUUUACUUCAAAAUCGGAGCAUGCAGACACGGAGAAAGAUGUUCAAGAUUGCACAACAAACCAACAUUUAGUCAGACUGUUUUGCUGCAGAACCUCUACCUUAACCCACAGAAUGCUGCCCUCACAGCUGACGGAUCUCACAUCCAAAUGGAUGAAAUGGAAAUUCAGCAGCACUAUGAUGAAUUCUUUGAAGAGAUUUAUGUUGAAAUGGAAAAGUAUGGUGAGAUAGAGGAGAUGAAUGUCUGUGACAACAUGGGGGACCAUCUCGUGGGAAAUGUCUACGUCAAGUUUCGUUAUGAGGAAGAUGCUGAGAAAGCAGUAAACGACCUGAACAAUCGCUGGUUCAACGGACGCCCAAUCCACUCAGAGUUGUCGCCCGUCACUGACUUCAGGGAAGCAUGCUGUAGGCAGUAUGAAAUGGGGGAGUGCACCCGUGGUGGUUUCUGCAACUUCAUGCACCUUAAGCCCAUCUCCCGUGAACUCAGGCGAGAACUGUACGGUCGAUCCCGCAAAACCAAGAGGAGGUCGGUCCCAAAGGAUCUUAAGUCUCGUUCCCCACCCACAAGGCGUUCCCGUUCCCGUAGUCGUGACAAGAAGAGGAGUCGCAGUCGUGAACGAAGGAGGUCAAGGUCACGUGACCGCAGAGGACGUUUCUGAUUGGAUUAGCUUGUGGAGGUCUCUGAUUCAACAGAGGAGGCCUCUGAUUAGUUGAGCAGGGAUGGCAUCUUAUUGGCUUGGCAUUGGCCUCUGAUUGGACAGAAUGUUCAUGUGUUUAUAGAUACAAUUUGAAAAAGUUUAGUUUUUUCUUUCAUAUGACAUUAUCAUUUUUUAUUCAUGUAAGCAUAUCAGAUGUUUGAAAUUUAAGAUUCUAAAAAUAAAACAACAUUUUCUUAGUUUUUAUUAAAAUUCCUAUUUCAUAAAAAUUAUAUCACUAUCAUGUGUAAAUAUUCUUAUCAUCCUUUUUGAAUUAAGAAUUGAUGGGUAUUUUGGACACUUUAAUAUUUAAAUGUCUUUCUUGUGGUUUAAGGAAGAUAACAAGUUUUAAUUUCAUACUUCAUUUAAACUGUAUAUGUACAGUCUGUUUGUCAAUAAAUUGAUUCACAUGAGCUAC
Molecule: messenger RNA, 1235 nt
Organism: Mya arenaria
Lineage: Eukaryota; Metazoa; Mollusca; Bivalvia; Myida; Myidae
Product: splicing factor U2AF 35 kDa subunit-like
Exons: 8
Coding region: 68-781 (237 amino acids)
Biological process (GO): mRNA splicing, via spliceosome
Cellular component (GO): spliceosomal complex; U2AF complex
Molecular function (GO): pre-mRNA 3'-splice site binding; metal ion binding
Source: RefSeq, a predicted model, not a curated record